Molecule: messenger RNA, 5659 nt
Organism: Alligator mississippiensis (American alligator)
Lineage: Eukaryota; Metazoa; Chordata; Crocodylia; Alligatoridae
Gene: GPD2
Product: glycerol-3-phosphate dehydrogenase 2
Exons: 18
Coding region: 421-2604 (727 amino acids)
Biological process (GO): glycerol-3-phosphate metabolic process
Cellular component (GO): mitochondrion; glycerol-3-phosphate dehydrogenase (FAD) complex
Molecular function (GO): glycerol-3-phosphate dehydrogenase (quinone) activity; calcium ion binding
Source: RefSeq, a predicted model, not a curated record
GCCGCAGCCGGCUGCUUGCCGGGCCGGGGCCGCGGCACUUGGCGCUGAGGAGGCGGAGCGCGAUCGCGGCUGCCGGGGAGGGGCGUGGGGGAGCCGCCGGGUGCUGGCGGCAGGACCAGGACCAGGCCCAGGCGGCGGGAGGCGGGCGCGGUGCCGCUCCCUGCCGGGCCCGCGCCCCCCUCAGGGCGUUCCCGCGUGGGCGGCCCAGCCCGGCCCGGCCCGGCCCGGCCCUCAGUUUCCGCCUUUCCCGGCGGCGGCGGCGGCGGCUUCCCGCAGCGGACCUCCUUUUUCUGUCAGCUGUAAGUGCUUGAAGCUGCUGCUCAGAACUUUUUCAAACAACGGUCAUGGGAAACUGAUAGAAGGGCACCUAAUAGCAGCAAGUGCCUCUGCUCAUCUCUCCAGGUUCUUUGGAACUAAAAAAUGGCAUUUCGAAAGGCAGUAAAAGGAACUGUUCUCAUUGGAGGAGGUGCCAUAGCAACAAUUUUUGGCCUCUCUCAAUUUUCUCAGUAUAGAAACAAACAUGGCAACCUCGUAUAUAUUCAAGCAGCAGAACCUGCGAAUGUUCCAAUGAAAAAUCACCUUCCUGCAAGAGAAGAUCAGCUACUAGCUCUACAAAACACAAGCGAAUUUGAUGUGCUAAUUAUAGGAGGAGGAGCAACAGGGAGUGGCUGCGCUUUAGAUGCUGUUACUAGAGGACUAAAAACAGCCCUUGUAGAAAGAGAUGAUUUCUCAUCAGGGACCAGCAGCAGGAGCACUAAAUUGAUCCAUGGUGGAGUGAGAUAUCUUCAGAAGGCCAUCAUGAAGUUGGAUUUUGAGCAGUACAAGAUGGUAAAAGAGGCACUUCAUGAGCGUGCCAAUUUGCUUGAGAUCGCUCCUCAUCUGUCCUCUCCUUUACCUAUAAUGCUUCCUGUUUACAAAUGGUGGCAGUUACCAUAUUACUGGGUGGGAAUAAAACUCUAUGACCUCGUAGCAGGAAGUCAGUGUCUGAAAAGCAGCUAUGUCCUCAGCAAAUCAAGAGCCUUGGAACUUUUUCCAAUGUUACAGAAAGACAGGCUUGUAGGAGCUAUUGUCUACUAUGAUGGACAACACAAUGAUGCACGAAUGAACCUUGCCAUUGCCCUCACUGCUGCCAGGUAUGGUGCUGCCACAGCCAAUUACACUGAAGUGGUGCACUUGCUGAAGAAGACAGAUCCAAAGAGCGGGAAGGAGCGUGUCUGUGGCGCACAUUGCAGGGAUGUUUUAACAGGGCAGGAAUUUGAUGUCAAAGCCAAGUGUGUUAUCAAUGCUACGGGACCUUUCACAGACUCUGUGCGCAAAAUGGAUGAUCAGGAAGUAGCAAACAUCUGUCAGCCAAGUGCAGGCGUGCAUAUUGUGAUGCCUGGUUAUUAUAGCCCUGACAACAUGGGGCUGCUUGACCCAGCCACUAGUGAUGGCCGAGUGAUUUUCUUCCUGCCGUGGGAAAAGAUGACUGUUGCUGGGACAACAGAUACUCCAACUGAUAUCACUCCUCACCCAAUACCUAAAGAAGAAGAUAUCAACUUUAUUUUGAAUGAAGUGCGCAACUACCUGAGUUGUGAUGUUGAAGUGAGAAGAGGAGAUGUCUUGGCAGCAUGGAGUGGCAUUCGUCCCCUGGUCACAGAUCCGAACUCUAAAGACACACAGUCAAUAUCUCGGAAUCACAUUGUUGCUGUCAGUGAUAGUGGCCUUGUAACCAUAGCAGGUGGGAAAUGGACAACCUAUCGCUCCAUGGCACAGGAUACCAUUGAUGCUGCUGUCCAGGCUCACAAUCUCAUGGCAGGCUCCAGUAAGACAGUAGGACUUUUAUUACAGGGGGCAAAAGACUGGAGUCCUACUCUUUACAUUAGACUGGUCCAGGAUUAUGGACUUGAAAGUGAGGUGGCUCAGCAUCUUGCUUCUACAUAUGGUGACAAGGCUUUUGAGGUGGCUAAAAUAGCCCAGGUUACUGGCAAGAGGUGGCCUAUUGUUGGAAAACGUCUUGUGUCCGAAUUUCCAUAUAUUGAAGCAGAGGUGAUAUAUGGUGUAAAAGAGUACGCCUGCACUGUAGUCGAUAUGAUCUCGCGUCGUACUCGCCUGGCCUUCCUGAAUGUGCAGGCUGCUGAUGAAGCCCUACCAAGAAUUGUUGAUAUCAUGGGGAAGGAACUUAAUUGGAGUGAACAGCGGAAAAAGGAAGAACUUGCAGCUGCGAAAAAGUUUCUGUACUAUGAAAUGGGAUAUAAGGCAAAAUCAGAGCAAUUAACGGACAGUUCUGAAAUCAGUCUUGUGCCUUCGGAUAUUGAAAGAUAUAAGAAGAGAUUCCACAUGUUUGAUAAAGAAAAUAAAGGAUUUAUUACCAUACUGGAUGUCCAACGUGUCUUAGAGAGCAUCAGUAUUCAAAUUGAUGAAAAUACACUUCACGAUAUUUUAAAUGAAGUGGAUUUAAACAAAAAUGGGCAGGUGGAACUCGAUGAGUUUUUACAGCUCAUGAGUGCUAUUCAGAAGGGCUAUGUCUCUGGGAGCCGGCUUGCAGUGCUUAUGAAGACUGCUGAAGAGAAUCUACAUCAGAGAGUUGUAAUUCCAGUGGAUCGAAGUGGAGGUGGACUGUGAGUCUAACUACAAAACCUGCUUACAGCUACAAGAUAGUGGAUAUGUGUAGCUGCUUCUCUCAGUGUGGAAAAACAUUCCAAUGCUUUCAGUUUGUCUCUGCUUAUUCAACAUGAUCAGUAUCUGGCAUUCAGUGCCGCUUCUCCAAAAAGUACAUUGGUGCAUUUAUCUUUUCCUUAUUAACAUUUUCUGAACAGCUGUUAAUGCUUCAAUAUGUGGCCUUUUGGACUGAACAUGCUUUAGGUGUAGAAUUUAUUAGUGGGAAUUCAGAGUGCUGUCUGGAAAAGAUUUGUGUGCGCAUGCACACACAUAUGCAUACAGACAUGCACAUGCACCACCAGCCUUGUUCAUUAAAAUUUGGUAUCCUUUAUACUUAAAAAGAAAAAAAAAAGAUGCAUAGAGUGGGUCACAUCUUUAAAAAAAAAAAAAAAAAAGAGAGAGACUGCAUGUAUCAAAGUGGUGCCUGGUUUGUUGGUUUGUUUUAGGGUUUUUUGUUUGUUUCUUUCUAUAGGAAUAAUUAUUUAGGGCAAAUGUUCAUUUCCAGGAUAUCAGAAGAGUAGCAAGAACUAGCUUGAGAAUUUUGUAAAUUAAAUGUUCUACUGGGAAAUUGAAAUUUAUAGAUAGAAGUUUUCAGUUGUUUUCAGCAUUGUGUUAUUUCAGUGGCAUCAAUAGUUUGUCAGACUAAUGUCCAGCAAUAAUGUUUUGGAAGCAUAAGAAUGGACAACCACAAGAAGAAUUGCUAAAAAAUAAAAUAAGUCUUAUCAUAGCUUAAUAUAAGUUAGAGGAAAAGCAAGGGUACACCUUUCCUUCCCCCAUGUUUGUGAAAAGUCUGCUGGCCUGAGUAAAUUGCUUGGUCUGGCAAGUGUUGCCACAUGUUGUAAAGUCUCUUGUACUGUUUGUUUUUGUGCUUGUAGACAAAUGCGGAAUGUAUGUAAAAUAGCUAGACCUCUGUGAUAGUGUUUGCACUAUCGCUUUUUUGCCACUUUUAUGCUUGUAAAAUUCACAAGCAUCACGUGAAAUAAGAAAGUUAAUUUGCAUUCCAGCAGACUUUACUGAGAAGUGUAAAGGCUAUUUUUCAGCAAAUUAAAAGCAAAGUUAAGAGCCAAUUUUGGACCACUUAUUUGAGCCAGUCUCAACAUAUGCCAUACCUGGCUGUUUGCCUUGUGACUUUUUCUUUUGUUAGCUUUAACUAGGAUUGGUAUCAAGAUCAGAUCAAAAUGUUUUGCCUGGUAUACUGUGGGGAAAGGAUAAUAUAUGAAUAAUCUUAUGGAUGUUUCUCUCUCUGAGUAUAGAUGCCAGUUUACAUCUCAAACCAGAAGCCUUGAGUAUUAGGUGCCAGAAUAUCUGCACAUAAUUGUAUGUUAAAAUUUUUGUAAGGAAAAAAUUUAAUAUUCUGCAACACUACAAAACUGAAAAAAUACAUAUUUCUUUUUUUAGAAUAGAAGGGAAAAUAUCUUUUAUGCAAACUAUAUAAGUGCGGAGAUUUCCUUACGAUCUAUGAUGAUAAUAGUAAGCACAAGUGUCAUUGUUUGAAAUUUUUCUUCUAGCAAGUUCCCUCCUAUGAAAAGUGGUGACUAUCUAAAAAUAGUAAAGGAGAAAAACACCUAAACUUCUGUAAAUAAUUGUGUAUCUAUUAGUCCAAGACAGAUAUAUGGCAGUUAGUCUCUGUAAAGUCUAGGGAAAGAAAUAGUUUUCUAAAAAGUCCCAGGUGACAUCCUCUGGAAAAGUGUUUUGCUUAUUAGAUUUGGCUAACAUACCUUGUACCUCCCUGCAGACCUGGCAUGAGGGAAACUCAGCUUUCUUGCUUGGAGACCUGUGUAUUCUCAUUUGGCUCGGUCUAUGUGAUAAAACCUUCAGACCACUUGACAAUGUGACGUUUAUUUUGAAUAAAAAGGAUUGUUUCCCUGUGGCUCUGUCAACUUUUUUUCUGUUGAAUAUGCCAGCAUUUGCAAGAUAAAAUAUAUAUCUGUAUAUUUUCUAGAUAAAAUAUAAUCUUGAAACUUAAACUGGAUUUGCCAAAUAAGCUCUCCAAGCAGAGUAAAGAACCCCAAACCAAUGUUACUACAUAUCACAGUGUUUAAGGGUAGGGAGGAGGGGAAUAAAUAUACAACAGUACAAGGUUUGGGUUUGGUUUUUGAAAGGACUUAUGCUACCAGUAAUUUUUAAACUGUAAUUCUAAUAGAUGAUGUGAAAGUCUUUUUUCAUGUCAGGUAAAGAAAACCAUUAUACUUGUAUAGUUCAGUAAUAUAUAUAUAUAUUUUAAUUGUCCAUCCUGUUACUUCCCCUUUCUCUCCUCCUAUCCUUAAAUUCCUCUCUCACUGACACUGUUCAGUGUGAUUGAACAGAUUUCCUGUAAAGCCAAAAUUAUAUCCAAUACACUCCUUGCUGUUCUCCUGUUUUACUAAUAAUGCCAUCAGAAUAUAAUGCUGGGAUUUUCAUGGCAGUGUGCAAGUCAUCGUAUUCUGAUUUACAUGAAUUUUAGCCAGGUUACUGUCUUAGCCUCCGCUUUUCUAUUUUGUCAUAGUACAGCCAAAUGUGUAUAACUACCUAUUUUGUACAACAGGAAAAAAGUUGCACAUGUUAUUUACAAUGGCUUAAAUCAGUAAAAAAAAAUAAUUCUGGAUUUUAUUAAUUUCAUCAACACACUUUGUUUCCAGAUGAGAUUGUCUCACAAGCUUACUGUUGAAGUCAAAGCAACUAUAAAAUUUCAGUGUCUGGCAUUGUUCUAAUAUUAUGUGAAGCAACUACUGUGCUCUUUAACAAACAAGCCUAAGACCAGUAGUGAUGUGUGUGUGUAUAUAUACUGCAUGUUUUUACAUGUGGCACUUUUAUGUAUUGUGUUGGGUUAUUGUUCUAGAUUGGACUGUUAAAUACUGUGUUUGAGGCUGGGUUGUCAUUUUUAUAACUGUCUUGGUGUUUUAUUGCCAUUAUUUAUUACUUUUGAUAUACAGAAUGAGCUGCAUGCAUUUAUAGAGCAAUAAGAGGAUGUAUUUAAUGUGCCUUGUUUUUAACUGAAUAAGAACUGAAAGCAUGAAUCAAUAAACUGAUUAAAAUGGUC